Molecule: messenger RNA, 2234 nt
Organism: Chilo suppressalis (striped riceborer)
Lineage: Eukaryota; Metazoa; Arthropoda; Insecta; Lepidoptera; Crambidae
Source: the annotation of a GenBank genome assembly
AGUGUUGGUAACACUGACCGUCUGCGACGACUUUGUCCACCUACUUUUAGAUAAGCGAAAAUGCAUUAAAAUUUACGUUUUUUAUGAUAAAUAAUGAAUGAAAACAAUAACAAAAUAGAAAUAAAUUAAUAAUAUGAGCUAUGUCAUAUAAAAAGUUGCAGUGGAUUAAUGUUAUGUGUGAAAACCAGCUUUGUUUUGGUGCCGUUCACUUAUAUUGAUUUAUUGUAUGCCACUGACCUGUAUUUAGUAUUUGUAAUGUGUAACUCGUAAAUAAUUAAUAAAUCCACUAAGUCCCCUUACAGAAUGUUCUUAAAAAAAUACUCCAUAUAGUAGAUUGUGUAUGAACAGUGAUUAAUGUGGUGAAAAUGGGGAGCAACGAAAAUUUCUGUGUACAGUGUUAAGAAAAACUGAUGAAUAGCCUUCUUUUCGUUAUGGUGUGUAUGUUACAAAAUGAUGACGCCUGUUGAGGAGAAAAAAGAUGAAAAGAUCCGCACAGGCAUGGUGCAGGUGUCGGACGGCAAGUCGCGGCCGCGGACGGCGCGCCUCGUGCUCACCAUGGACGCCGUCACCGUGCAGCGCGAGGCGCCCGCCCCGCCGCCCUCCGCGCGGGACAAGAGCGUGCCCCACGCGAGGGAACGCAUGGUUCAAAUCACGCGGCAGAAAGUGGGAGGGCUCGGACUUAGCAUUAAGGGAGGAGCUGAGCACAAGCUGCCCAUCCUCAUAUCCAAAAUAUACAAAGACCAAGCGGCUGACCAGACGGGGCAGCUGUUUGUUGGGGACGCUGUCAUCAAAGUCAACGGGGAAUACAUAACGGCGUGCAAGCACGACGACGCCGUCAACAUCCUCCGCAAUGCCGGCGAUAUAGUCGUGCUUACUGUCAAACAUUACAGGGCAGCCACGCCCUUCCUGCAGAAACAAGCGGACGGGGCAUCCGAUACGGACAGCAGUACGGGCGAUGACCACCCCUCCCUUCACAACAAGCCGGUCGAUGCUAAUUGUAACUCGGAGAAAAGCGUCGAGCAUACCAACGGUGGUUGGCAGACGUCGUGGGAUGAAGAUAGCAGCAGGCCGGGCAGCGCUAUGGGCUCCAUACGCGGCUCGAGACCUCCCUCUGUCGCCUCAGAUCGACCUCCUGCGCAACCCACGUGGCAAGACGUAGUCUCAGUUCCACUAAUGAUGGGUUACGUGACGCGAUACGUUUUUGGCACCGACAAAUUAAGACCUGGCGCUUUUGAGGUCCGCGGUGCUCGACAGCAAAGCACGGGCGUGAUCCACCUGGAGGAGCCGGCCGCGCUUUCUUUAUGGCUGAAAAGCAUUUCCGACAACAUUCUGGGCCUCACCAACCUGCAGAUGAAGUUACUGAACCGCGCUCUACCAAUGGGCGAGCGCAUAGAAUACAUGGGAUGGGUUCACGAAGGCGUAGUUUCGGCCAGCGCCCCGUGGCAGACAUACAGACCCAAGUUCCUAGUGCUGAAGGGGACUGACGUCAUGCUGUACGAUACGCCACCUAUGAAUCUGACAGAGCUCGCCAAGUGCCCUGAAGUCCUCAAGGUCUACCAGACAAUGUUCCGCACAGUGAAGGAGAGCGAGACAGUGGACUGGCGGCAGCACUGCUUCCUCGUGCAAGCGGGCGCAGCUGCCGGCCCGCAGCCGCCUGGACCUAGAUAUUUCAGUGCAGAUACGAGGAGAGAUCUGCUAAGGGUGGAGGCUGCGUGGACCAAUAAUGUCGUCAGCUCCGUCGUACGACUCGGGGUGAGUAGUAGUAUACUUACUUCAUAGAACUGUAGGAAGUUCUCAAGGAAAGAACUUCCUCCGGGCUAAGUGAUCCUAUAUAGAUCGCGCUCUGUAUAUAUGUGGGUGCCGUAAUAUCGUUAGCGCGAUGCAGGCUUCCUAUGACUGGUGGCAGCACUGCUUCCUCGUGCAAGCAGGUGCCGCUGCCUGCCCGAGACAUUUCAGCGAUGAUACUAGGAGAGAUCUGCUAAGGGUGGAGGCUGCGUGGACCAAUAAUGUCGUCAGCUCCGUCGUACGACUCGGGCUGAGUAGUAGUAUACUCACUUCAUAGUACUGUAGGAAGUUCGAAGGAAAGAUCUUCCUCCGGGCUGAGUGAUCCUUGAUAGAUGUCGGUCGCGCUCUGUAUAUAAGUGUGAGCCUAGGAAUUCCGUUAGUGCGAUGCAGGCUACCUAUUGUAUGGCGCGCGCAGCACUGCUUCCUCGUGCAAGCAGGUCCCGCAGCCU